AUGGCCCCAAAAAAGAAAAAUCGUGGCAAUAAAUUAGCAAGAAUGACCGAAGAGGAAAAAUUACGAUACCUACAACAUAAAGCUGCCAUGGAAGAGGAAGCUCAAAGAAGGAAACAGGAAUUGGUGGCAACGUUUCUAAAGACAAAAAUGAUCCACGAAGAAGCAUUUGCUCGUUUAAAUUCAGCUAAAAUUAAUCAACAAUGGAGACACAUUCUGCGACAGAUCAAAUGCAAAGAACUCAAAGAAGACAUGGAAACGAUGAAACAACGUUUCGAGAUCAGCCUAGAAUGCAAAAACAAAGUCAUCGAAAACCUUUUGAACGAUUUUCAAGACGCAGAAUUCCAAUACUCGUUACAAUACCAAACACAGAUGGAAAUAAUUCUCAAAUUAUUAGAUCUUCAUCGAAGCAGAUUAUCCGAUCUCCAAUCUUGGUACACGAAUCAAGUUAAAGAAAUCGUCCACACUGAUUUGACUCAGCGAACCAAACUCACACAAGAAUUCCAAACACAGAUGGAUAAAUUGCAAACAAUGUACGAUGUUUCUAGACAAAAAUCUGAUACACGAACUCUAGAUUUGAAGACAACGUUCAGAUCGAAUAAGAACGAGCUUCAGACCAAACUACUUUACACGAUGGUCAAAAUGGAAGAAAAAUACACCGAUGAAAUCCGUAAAACGAAAACACAACUAAAAGAGAUUCUACAAACUCACAGCGAUUCGACCGAUACGAAAAAAGCACAUUAUAACAUUUUGGCAAACAAAGACGACGCAGAUACCGCCAAAAUCGUCGCCAACUUCGAACAAAUAUCUAAACUCACCGAUACGAUCAAAGACUUGAAUUCCAAGCAUAAAACACUUCUUGAGACUAAUGAAAAUCACACCAAACACUUGAAAUCGAAAAAGCAAUCCGUUAGAAAACAGCAUGGGAAAUUUCGCGAACAAAACGAACAUAUUUUAGCUCAAGAUACCGAAAAGCUCAAGCUUUUGACCGAAAUUAGCAACAGGUGUAUUAAAAAUUUGAAAGAUAAAUUCAAAAAACAAGUCGCAUUACUUCAAAUGAAGGAUGUCAGUCGAACACUGCAACUUCAAGCGAACAAUGAACAAACGAUUGAAUCAAGUCCGCCAUUUUGUCUGGAAAUGCCUGAAAUGGAAGAUGAUUCAAAGGAUCCAUUAUCGUAUUCAAAAUAUCGUUCGUUCUGGAAACGUUUCAAUAAUGUGAAGAUGGAUUACGAAUUAUUAAAAAAACAGAAACAAGAAUUAAUUACAAAGAAUAAAAGUCUGAAAAAAUCGUUAGAAACUUAUAUGAUCUCAGUUCGCAGAUCGUCUUCGGUUCCACGAAAAUGCGGAAUAUAGAUCAUUCUUACGAUUACCGACGCGGCGAUUUUCGAACUCAAGUAGACUAAUAAUACGACAUCGACAUAGGUAUUAAAUUACUGUUCACACAAAUGAAUAAAAUAAUCAAAACUUAA
Molecule: messenger RNA, 1466 nt
Organism: Planococcus citri (citrus mealybug)
Lineage: Eukaryota; Metazoa; Arthropoda; Insecta; Hemiptera; Pseudococcidae
Product: dynein regulatory complex subunit 2
Exons: 7
Coding region: 1-1350 (449 amino acids)
Biological process (GO): cilium-dependent cell motility; regulation of cilium movement; axonemal dynein complex assembly
Cellular component (GO): axonemal dynein complex; axoneme
Source: RefSeq, a predicted model, not a curated record